GAUUUGAUUUUAGCGUCUGCAAGGAAAAUUGAAUCCAAACAGUUUUCGUUUUUUUUUUCAUCCCCAUUGUCGAGAAAAUUCCUUUUUGAAUGUGUGUAGAAUUUUCUUUCUUGCCAACACCAAUACUAGUACGAUGCGAGUUUCCACUCCAAUGCGCAGCUGUACGAUCUGUUUACAUUCGAAUAUACGCUCACUCUCUGUCACGCACACACACGCGCCCCACAUGUGCAUUUGUACGUGUGCGUGUGUUUGUGCAUAAACGCAUCUGUUUGUUGUGUUAGAUGCAGGAGUGAGUGGGAUGGUGCGAGUGAGUGAAAAAGCGAGAGACAAAGAGACGACGACCCUUGGAACGAGGUUGAAGGGCCGCAUUCCAAACGCACAGAGAAAACAGAAGGCCCCCUUCGGGGUUUGCAGUGUUCCGAUCGAUCCGCAGCCAUCAGUACGGAGUCGAACGUACUUCGGAAAGGUCGUUUCCAUCUUUUGCGACACGAACACACACAGCUGAGAGGGUUGGUAGGAAUUUUCCACCCCUCCUCCUUUACUGUAGUAGAUGUUAAAGUUUCACUUGUGUGCUUAACACUUUAUUGCUUGUGAUAUAUACUGGCGUGCUAAAGCGGGAGUUUGCGGUGCUUAUAUGGAAACAGUGCUGGGUGUAACAUUACACAUACGCCCUUAUAUAUAGCACAGAAGGCGGAAGUGAUAUUUCCGUGCAACUAAGUGCCACCAGUACUGUGUACAACUUCCUUGGGAAAAACCCCUAACCAAAUGAUUCUAUGCUCAACGUUUUCGGCAAAUUUAUGUUUCACGGCAAUACGCUGCUAGUGCAAAGAAAGUGCGCAAAAAACCGGUAGAGUUUGGCCACCCUGCCACAAACCUCUAGCAGGAAGUGAAAGAAAGGGACGAAAUUGGCCGUCGACCAAGUGAUGUGUGGAACAACCCUGCUCAAGUACACUAGUUCGCCGAAAGAAAAAAGUUGUGAAACUGCGUAGUUAAAGAGACUGGCAAGCUGCUGGCAAGCGAGUUUGGUCUAUCCGAAGGCCAACUAAUUUUGAAGCGCUGCCAAGAGCCUCUUAUAACGGGCGCGCGUGUGAUAUUGAUAAGAAUGAAGGGUGGCGACAAGAUAAGAGUGUUAAAAUCUUUUAGUUACUAAAAAACAGACGGAACUUAUCGUAGUAUUUAUACACCAAAGGAUUAAUAUAUAUAUACACACACACAUCGACAAGCUGUUAUUUAUUGGAGCAAAAACCCCAUCAUCAGUAACAAACAUACUCGUGUACGCCUUACCGGAUAUUUCCAAAGAUUGUUUUCCUGCAGUUCUCGAUAAAGCUGUACCGAAUACCGAAUACUCCAAGUUUGCUACAAAUUGUUCUACAAACUGUUCUGUCCAUUGCAUACAGUGGGCCCAUAGUGUUUGGCACUUCACAAUACUACUACCAUCCACCUAGCUUUGUACCACCGUCCGGAGGCCAAAGUCAUCGGUUGCUGCGCGUCAGUUGCAUUGUACAUCGCGAGUGGCGGUUGUAUACGAUUCGGCUCCGUGCACUGUGUGAGUGAACAUUUCAUGGACCGGCAGUACGAUAAAGGUAGCUUGCUGCUUUGUCUGGCCAUCUUUGUGCACAAGCUUACGUUCGUGUUCCAUUGGGCGCAAAAUUACCUGAAGGUUGUAUCGCUAGCCCGCGUCCAGCGCACAGCAGGAACAGCAGGUGGUGGUGGAGGAGGAGGAGGCGGCCGAGGAGGUGGACGAUCGAUUGUGAGCGUCAGCACCGUUUCUACUCCGAAAGUGCCCGACAGCGGCGACAUGUGUGAGAUGGCACAUGCACUAUCACUGCCCGCGCCAAUCGAUCUACCGGACAACAAGCAGAAAGAUGACGAUCUCGCAUGCAUGUCACCGGAAUACUUUCACAUCGAGGAAAAUCGGUUACGCACAUUUGGCCGCUGGCCGGUAUCAUUCAUCAGUCCGAACGUGCUCGCCCGGUACGGGUUCUACUACGUCGGCACGGACGACACGGUCAAGUGUUAUUUCUGCCGGGUGGAGAUCGGCCUGUGGGAACCGCAGGACGACGUGAUACAGGAGCAUCUGCGCUGGUCCCCGUUCUGUCCUCUGCUGAAGAAACGCCCAACGAACAACGUGCCGCUGAAUGCGAACUACCUCGAUGCGGUCCCGGAACCGAGCUACGAUACCUGCGGCAUUAGUGUGCGACAGCAUUCGUACGCAGAAAAUGCCAACGAUCGGGCACGGAUGGAUCUCGAUCGCAUGAGUGGGGAUUCGUGGAGCGGAGCGAGUGACAUUAGCAACAGCAGUAGCGGCAGCAGCACCAAUGGUGGUGUUGGUGAUAUUGAACCAAUGUCCGGCGUGAGCGGAAACGGCGCUACCGGACUGGUUGGUGGACUGCAGCAAGAUCGCGCCUCGAUGACGGCGGCCGAAUGGAACAAUGGUGUGCUAAUGGGGGAACACAGUCUAAUGCGCCGACCGGAGUAUCCGAACUAUGCGAUCGAGGCCGACCGGUUGAAGACGUACGAGGAUUGGCCGACAUCGCUGAAGCAAAAGCCGAAACAGCUGAGCGAUGCCGGGUUUUUCUACACCGGCAAGAGCGAUCGGGUGAAAUGCUUCAGCUGCGGCGGUGGCCUAAAGGACUGGGAGCAGGACGAUGAGCCGUGGGAACAGCAUGCAAUCUGGUACAGCAACUGUCACUACCUGCAGCUAAUGAAGGGCCGCGAGUUCAUUCAAAAGUGUAACGAGCUGAAGGAUGCCGGGUCGGCAAACAAUGGCACCUCGUCGUCGAUGUCGUCUGCCUCCUCGCAACCGUCCACGUCCGGCAUCAGUUCCGCUUCGUCGUCGGUUAUGAGCACCUCGCCCGCCUCGUCCAGCGGUUUUAGCUCACCGACACCGGCCGCCGAUGAGGAACGUACGCUCCGCUGCAGCGACCAUUAUUCAUCCGGCAGCGAUGAGGGUGAGGAUGACACUGGCAGCAAUCGGAAGAUACCGUCGGACGGUAAGAUCUGCAAGAUCUGCUUCGUCAACGAGUAUAACACCGCGUUCAUGCCGUGCGGACACGUGGUCGCAUGCGCCAAAUGUGCGUCAUCCGUCAACAAAUGUCCGCUCUGUCAGCAACCGUUUAUCAAUGUGCUACGGCUGUACCUGUCGUAAGGAGCCUUAUUGCAACGAAUCGGCAUCAUCAGCUCGCUGACACAAAACCAGCUGAGUGUGCUCUAGUUUUUUGGGGAGGAAUACACCCAAUCCCUGCCUGCUCUUUUAUCCCCACCGUUGUUACCUGGGCUGUGCCUAUGUAUAGGUGAAUGGUUGCGGAUCCGGUUGUUCUCGAUAGGUGGACGAUUGAUUAAUCUCGUAUGUAAUAAUAUAUUGCCUAACCAGUAAAUCACAAUCACCCCAUACACGUGCCGGGUCUAUCGAUGCUCGGGUGGUUUGGGUUGAAGAGAACGAAGAGAUCCCCAUCUACAGACUGCUAGGAAGAGUUAGGAGGCAGUUUCUAAUUGAUAGAGAUAGCGAGGGAGAGAACGAAAAAACGGAAAUAGGCGCACAUCACCAUUAACAGCUCCAGCAGACUUCGCUAAAGAAGGAUCGAGAAAACGGAACGUCGUGGUACAGGAUGAAUAUGUGUUACAAGGAAAAUCAAAUUUUCCUAAUACAGUAAGAUGCAAACGAACGGUAUCAGGGAGUGUGGUAGAUAUGGAAAAGCAGAAAAAAGCAAAUAAGCACCAUUUUCGUUCUGGAUGUAUAUCGGUUGAUCUGGCUGGCAUUUACACUCUGUUUGCGGUUUGACAAACACGCGAUCGGUAUUAUCCGGAUCCUGUACAGCUAGGAAGUAAAUGAAUGUUGACGUUUUGAUCAAGUUGGAGCAAGACUAAACCAUAGGAAUAAAUCGCUUCUACGGUUCUGUACCAUAAGUAUAUGACCGUGAACGCACUUCGGUUGCCGUUGGAAAUUUUGCUGUUCCUAACAUCUUGAAGCUUUUGCUAUGGAGCUCUUUUUUUACAAUGUAAAUGUGAAAAGCAUAGCGCUCCCGUUGGGGUUUCAAGUGAGGGACAUUUUUAUUGGUACUUUAUAAAUAAAGGAUGGCAAUUUGUGGUGCGUCAACGGUACCGUGUACUGUGGUAGAUAGGUGGUGAACACAAGAUGGUGCAACAUUUAGAUGUAGCAAGAACAAUUAAAAUGACGCGCAAUGCUAGAUGUUUUUCAAUUUAGUGGUUAAGCUUUUCUCCCGCAUCUUGGAGGAAGAUGGCGCUGUAGAUGAACAUUGAACUAAUGAGAAUUUUUUUUUUGCUGUAGAUCCUAUUCGAAAUGUAAGAAAAAGGGGGAUAACAAAACAUUUUAUAUUACAGUAAGAAACAUUUAAAAAAACACACAAGAGAAAAUACUAAAAAACUGUGCAAAAGAAUAUUCACACGUAUUCUAUCAAUCCUUAAAGGUGUAGCCCGAUCAGUAACAUAACAAUGCACUCAAACUAGAGCGAGCAGAACAGAAAACGAUCUCUCCAGACGAAACAGGAACACAACUGUGUAUGAUGAAGUACCUAAAACAUAGCGAUUUUCGAAUAACAUGAUAAUUUUCGUGUGGAUAUAGUGUAAGCUAAUCUCAUAAUAACGUAACAAUAAAUGGAAAUGUAAAGAAUAAUGUUGAAACUAUA
Molecule: messenger RNA, 4646 nt
Organism: Anopheles funestus (African malaria mosquito)
Lineage: Eukaryota; Metazoa; Arthropoda; Insecta; Diptera; Culicidae
Gene: Diap1
Product: death-associated inhibitor of apoptosis 1
Exons: 2
Coding region: 1562-3148 (528 amino acids)
Biological process (GO): negative regulation of apoptotic process; positive regulation of protein ubiquitination; regulation of cell cycle
Cellular component (GO): cytoplasm; nucleus
Molecular function (GO): ubiquitin protein ligase activity; cysteine-type endopeptidase inhibitor activity involved in apoptotic process
Source: RefSeq, a predicted model, not a curated record